Molecule: messenger RNA, 2408 nt
Organism: Blepharisma stoltei
Lineage: Eukaryota; Ciliophora; Heterotrichea; Heterotrichida; Blepharismidae
Source: the annotation of a GenBank genome assembly
AUGUUUGUUUUGGUAACUUUAAAUUAUAAUAGCAUGUCUGAAAAUCCUUUUGCGGAAAAGUUAAAAUUAGCGCUGAAGGCACAGAGCAUUACAGAAUGCGUCAGUUUUCUACGAGAUGCAAGUAAAAUUUUAGUAACACACAUAGACCCAAAACCUUUUAUUAAUUCCAAAACAGUCUUGCUGCUUGGCAAGCUUUCUAAUAAUGAAGACUAUCAAAUUGUCAGAUAUGUUGGCCACAUUUACACUAACUCCCCACCACCAUUUGAUAUCAAGCAAAACCAUCAUUUUUUGAAAAUAAGCAGUGUAAUAUGUUUAAAAGUUAUACCCUAACUGAAAUUGAAAAAAAUUAUUAUUAAAUCGGGGAGUAAGAUCUGUGACAUCAUCCCCAAAACAGAUUCAGCACUAUUAAUUACAUUGUCAAAUGAUAUUUUACAGCUUUGUGAUAUAUUGAGCGGAACCGAGGUCGCUGAAAAUUUGCAAGAAUCUGUAAAUGGAAUUCUAGUCCACUUAUUCAAGCAUGGAGGACUAGGCGCUGAACAAACUCAAAUUGUGCAAAGGCUGUUAGAUAAGAAACCCACAAUAGAUGUGAAAGCAGUACUGGAACCUAUUAUAGAAGAGGUAAAAAGCAAUAAUCCAUAUGGAAUGAAUAGAUUAAUGGACUUACUCAGCAGCAGAGAGUCACUAAAAGAACAAUAUCUAAUUUUUGGAAACCAGCUUAAUCCUGUCAUUAAUUCUUUAUUAGGAACAUCUGAUAGAGAUAUUUAUGUAAAAAUCCAAAAGAUCCUUGAACAUAUGAUAUUUCAGACUCAUUACAAUAUCAGGCUAUCCACUUAUGAUCAGUCAUCAGAGUCUCAUUUAUACACAAUUGUAGAGUCCAAAGAUUACUCUAUGUUUGAAAACGUUUUUUAUGCAGCCUACAAUUUUUUAAAUAUUCUGAAACCAGCAGAUAUUUUUAUAACUCAAAAUCUGCUAAAAAUCUUAAUUCGGCUGUGGUAUGCAUACCCUCAGCACCGACCGUCUCUAUACACACUUAUUUUUAAUAAUUUAGUAGAAAUUGCAUCAGGAGGGAUAAGCGAAUAUAAAGCAAAGGCAGCAAAAUUUUUGCAUAUAAUUACCCAUAGUUCUGAUACUGAUAGCGAGUUUAAAGGGAAACUAGAAAGUGAGGCAGCUAUUGAGGGAUUAUUUAAAAAUGAAGCUUAUAUAGAUCAAGAAAUAGAUCUAUUAGUAGCUGAAGAUGUGAUUGAUUUUGACGAUAUCCAAAUCAUUGCUGGGUUUCCUUUAAGUAUUACAAUCCAGCCUGGAGAACAGAAAUACUACGUAAUUGAAGUAAAAGAACCUAACAGUAUUUUACAGUGGGGCUUUGCAACAGAAUAUUAUGAUGUUUCUUAUACAUUGUGAAGGGUUGACUUGCCAACUCCUGAAGUAAUUUUGCAUGAAGAAAAAGUUCAAUGCGACCAGAACCCUGUCUCUGGGAUAAGGCUCCUAAAGUCACCUGGGCUUUACAGAUUUUCUUGGGACAAUUCUUAUUCUUGGUUCCGCAGCAAGCAUUUACGUUUUCGCAUUUCUUUACUAAAACCUUUCAAGCAUCUAAAAUCAGAAGCAAAAUCUCGAGAAUGCAGCAAAAUCAUAAACAUAAUCCAUGAGGACGAAGUAGGCGAUGCCUGCUUUACAACACCCACAAAAAACGUUCUUGAAGUAGGAGUCCAUAUUAAAAAUAACGUUAUUGUGCUCUCAGCCUUAGAAAAUAAUGAAGCUUUUGAAAUCGAAGAAGAAGAUCAAAUCCCAUUUUUAAUUGCAGGAUUUAUUGAUACAGUGUGUGAGCAUGCCAAUCAAGAAUACUCUAUAAGAAAAAUAGGAAUCACUGAAAAGCAGAUGAAAUACAGAGAAGGUCUCGAAGAUCUAUACCAUUUACAAUAACUAGUAAAAUCUACUAAUAGUCAUGAAAAAAGAUAGCUGCUAUUUUCUAUUCAUUACAAAUAAGUAUAGGAGCUGUCGCAAUUUGUCGAGAUGUUGACGCAAUCGGACUAUUGAGUCAACAGAGUUUGCAUUCAAACACCCUCAUUUCUGUAGUUAUUGACGAAGGACUCAGAAGUUGUGUCAUACUCAGAGGGAGAAUUUUGAUAGGAGAUGAUGGAGUCCCUCUUGGUGACAUAUCAAAGCUGAAAAACACUGACCCAGGAGUCGGAAUUGCAACUCUUCUUUGCAUGUUUGGUCCUGCAGUUGUGGUCAUUUCAGGACAAGAUUUCAAAGAAGAUAUAGCAGCGCUGUCUGAAAGAGUCAGCUAUUUGGUGCCUAUGCAGGUUUGGCAGCAUUCUGUAAUCAGAGAAAGCGUGUAUGGUCCUCAUGUAGCUGUGGUUGCUGCCUCAAAGCUACAUUUUUUGCAUUAUCGGUAUAAGUUUGCAUUUUAA